Gossypium raimondii (Peruvian cotton) is the source of this 1644-nucleotide messenger RNA. Its product is annotated as protein BTR1. Gene Ontology annotation, biological process: regulation of gene expression. Gene Ontology annotation, molecular function: mRNA binding. The record is from RefSeq and is a predicted model, not a curated record. The transcript is spliced from 9 exons. Bases 221 to 1216 code for a protein of 331 amino acids. Lineage: Eukaryota; Viridiplantae; Streptophyta; Magnoliopsida; Malvales; Malvaceae. Gene Ontology annotation, cellular component: cytosol; cytoplasm.
AGCCAUCGAGAGCGAUGGAUAGAUAACGAAAAUUAGAAAAACAAAAAAACCAGAAAACUUCAGCUCAGGCCUCAGAGUCUCUGAUGAAGGAGGAAAAAGCUACGAACUGAAAGUAAAAAAUUGAGAAGAAAAUUUGAAAGUUAAAAGCAUUAAUCUCUGUUCUUACUGAUUAUUUGUUUAACAUUUGAUUACUUAGGUUUAGAAGAGGAGAGAAGUGAUAAUGGAGUCGACAGAGUCAUCUUACGUGUCAUCUCCGGAGGCAGCGAGGAAGAGAUCUUCGCCGCCGCCUAGAUCGCCAACUUCCGAAAACGGGGAGAAGGCUACAUAUAUAAGGUUUCUUGUCUCCAAUGCUGCAGCUGGUUCUGUAAUUGGGAAGGGUGGUUCAACAAUUACUGAUUUCCAGUCCAGAUCAGGAGCUCGAAUUCAGUUGUCACGCAAUCAUGAAUUUUUCCCAGGAACAUCAGAUAGGAUUAUUAUGGUCUCUGGAACAGUUGAUGAAGUACUCAAAGUUAUGGAACUUAUCCUUGCAAAAUUAUUGAAUGAGCUCAAUAUUGAAGAAAAUGAUGAUGUUGAACCAAGAACAAAGGUGAGGCUAGUUGUUCCCAACAGUUCUUGUGGCAGCAUAAUUGGGAAAGGAGGGGCUACCAUAAAGUCAUUUAUUGAAGAAUCUCAAGCUGGCAUUAAGAUAUCUCCGCAGGAUAAUAAUUUUUAUGGCUUGAAUGAUAGGCUAGUGACACUGACUGGCACUCUAGAUGAGCAGAUGCGAGCAAUUGAAUUAAUUCUGUCCAAGCUUAGUGAAGAUCCUCACUACUCACAAGCUAUGCAUGCUCCAUUUUCAUAUGCAGGUGUUCUCUUCUCUGGUUUUCAUGGUAUUCCACAUGCAUAUGUGCUUCCUUCUAUGGGAACAGCGACCUACAAUUCAAUGAGCUAUGCACCAAAUGGGGCUGGAGGGAAGUUUCCGAAUCCCAAGGAGGAUCGUAGCAAAUCUAUCACUAUCGGUGUUUCAGAUGGCCAUAUUGGACUGGUUCUUGGACGUGGUGGAAGAAAUAUCAUGGAAAUUAGUCAGGCUAGUGGGGCCAGGAUAAAAAUAUCAGAUAGAGGUGAUUUCAUGUCUGGAACAACCGAUAGGAAAGUGACAAUCACUGGAUCCCAAAGAGCAAUUCAACAAGCUGAAACCAUGAUAAUGCAGAAGGUAGCUAAUACCACUAAAGGGUAAUGGCUUAGUUUUCCGGUUAUCAGAACCAUUCUUUUUUGAAUCUUUCGAUGGAACGGCUUAGAACUUCCUCGUAUAGUUCGACUAGAAACAUAUCCUCAUUCAUUGGCACACUACGAAUCGACAAUGCCAACAACAUGACGUUAGCAUCAAGAACAGGAAAUUUUUACUCUAGCAGAGCUCUAAUCAGGUACUCUUCGGGACACAUGGACGAAAACUGUAGAUUUUUUAUUUUUUUAUUUUUAAAUUGUUAAAUAGAAAGAAAAAAGAUGAUGGAAUAGACUUUGGCAUGAUUACUUGACUGAGAAUUGGAAUUAGCAUAAUGUGCUUUGGUUAUAUAAUUGUAACAGAUAUACGUGGUUAAACUUGUGGUUUAAUAUGGUCAUGCUUCAUUAAAAAUUAGAACAUCUAAAUAAUCAUAAUUUUGAAAA